CUCUUUAACUUUUGCUUAGUUGCUAUUUGUCAGUCGACUGAUGAUGGCGAUAUGAGUUACCGUAACAAUUUUCAAUCGAUUACUAUUUUUUGAAUAAACAAUUAAAAAAGUGAAUUUAUCCGGAAAAUAAAAGAAUCCAACGGUUUUUCUUAAAUAAAUUUUGAAUUUUUAAACAAUUACAGUUAAUUAAUUAAGUACCAAGUCGGUAGUUUUGAAUUACCAAGGUCAUAUCUAAGAAUAUACGAGGAAAAAUAGCUGUGCAAAAAGAAGUUCAGAAUGGUGGGUGUUAAAUUUGAUGAAAAAACAAAGUUGUGGUCUCAUAUCGGAGAACUAGAGUGCUGGGAUUCGAAUGUGAAUUUUGGGCAAAUGUUGCUGGAUACACUGUCUGACCAUGGUUCCAAAACGGCUCAGAUCAAUCACGAUACCGGAGCCAAGAUGAGUUUCAAUGAGCUGAAAUGGAAAACGAUUUGUGCUGCCCAAAGUCUACGUGAAAGAGGAUUUCAAUAUAAAGAUGUGUUUUCAUUUAUGGCAGUGAAUUCGGAAAAUUUGUGUCCGAUUGUGUUUGCCGCACUUUGUAUGGGAUGCCCAAUAAAUCCGUUACAUUGCACACUGUCGAAAGAUGAAAUUGCCAAAAUACUUAAAAAAACCAAAACAAAGGCAAUAUUUUGUGAUAUUGACUCGUACAAUCUGAUCGAUGAAGCGCUGAAAGAAUCGAAAUCAAAUUAUUCUGGUUUAUCUAAUGUGCAGAUUUUCACUUUUGAUGGACAAACUUUGAAUUCAGAACCAGUCGACAGUCUAUUCAUUCAUCGUGCUAAUGAACAUGAAUUUACUCCAGUUCACGUUGAUUUGUCGAAUGAUAUUGCCGGGAUAUUCUCAUCGUCGGGCACAACGGGACCAUCAAAAUGUGUUUCACUACCGUAUAUCAUGAUUUACGCCCAUAUAUGUCAAAUAAUGUUAAAAGACGACAUAUGUUUGAGUUUUGAGCCAUUUUAUUGGACGGUAUGGCUAUAUUACGUAAUGACAUGCACGGUUAAAGGGUCAACACGGAUAAUAAGCCAAAAGAAUUUUUCGGCGGCGCUUCAACUUGAAAUUAUUGAGAAAUACAAAGUAACCGCUUUGGGUACAACGCCAGCAUAUAUGACAACAUCGUUGAAAACCGAUGAUAUUUGCACAAAAGACCUAUCAAGUGUCCGAUUAAUUAUGGUUUUCGGUGGAAAAUUAUACUCAGGCAUGGUUAUUGAAAUGCAAAAAUGCUAUCCAAAAUCAAAGAUGACAGCAGUAUAUGGUUUAACCGAACUUGGUACAAUUUUCGAAUACAUUUUGGAUAAAAACGGUAAUUACCUGCCGGUCGGAUUGUAUAACGGUGUGACUAUGAAGAUAGUCGAUGACAAUGGAAAUCGUUGUGGUCCAAAAAUCGAUGGUGAAAUAUGCACAAAGAAAAAAUACGAGUUUAUUGAGUAUUUGAAUGAUCCAAAUACAACGGCAGCAUCAUUUGACAGCGAGGGCUUCUUUUUAACGGGAGACAUUGGUCAUUUCGAUGAGAAUGGAACAUUGCAUAUUAUUGAUCGCAAAAAAGAUGUUUUUAACAUAUUUUAUUUUGAAGCUCCGUUUCGGCCAUCGGAAAUGGAAAGCUAUCUCAUCACACUACCAGAUAUUCAGGAAAUUUGCGUUGUUGGCAUUUCGACUAGCAUUGAUGAAGAGCUUCCAGCCGCCGUUAUUGUACGGAACUCAAAUUCAUCUUUAAGCAAACGACAUUUCUAUGAAUUAGUAACACACAAUUUUCCAACUCGUAUGUGGCUUCGUGGUGGAGUCUAUUUUGUUGAUUCGUUACCGAAAACUCCAUCGGGAAAAAUAAUUCGCGGAAAGGUCACUGAAUUAGCCACGGAAAUAUUCCAUAAAGCCGGAAUCAAUGAUCCUGAUAUUCAAUCGUAUAUUGCAGACAUUCCGGAAGACGUUCGAAAACUUAUUACUCGAAACACUGAGUGAAUGAAUGGCUCAACCAGUUCGCGAUUUCAAGCGAAAAGAUUGUUUGAUUGAUAUUCUCUUACAUUUUUACUAACGUAAACGUAAGUUGUUAUUUAAAAUCUUGGGGUUUAAAUGAGGCGUCACAUUUUUCCCGCUUUUAAAACCUGAAAACCUUCGUUCUACUUUCUAGAUAUUUACACUUGACAAAAUAAUAAUAAUUAAGUGAAAAUUGGAAAAUUUAUCUUUUAAUUGCCAGGGAAAUUGCAUAGAAAAUUCGACCAGGGGUAUGAAUGCGAUUCAUUUGUACAUUUUGAGUAGGAAUAACAGAUAAAAU
Molecule: messenger RNA, 2299 nt
Organism: Contarinia nasturtii (swede midge)
Lineage: Eukaryota; Metazoa; Arthropoda; Insecta; Diptera; Cecidomyiidae
Product: 4-coumarate--CoA ligase 1-like
Exons: 5
Coding region: 277-1986 (569 amino acids)
Biological process (GO): long-chain fatty acid metabolic process; fatty-acyl-CoA biosynthetic process
Molecular function (GO): long-chain fatty acid-CoA ligase activity
Source: RefSeq, a predicted model, not a curated record